AUGCUCCGCAUAAUAAAUCCCUCUCGCGCUCAACCAGCAGCACGAAAUUUAACUCUUGUCGCCAAGAGAUUUCAGCAAUCCUCUAGUUCGUCAGGUUCAGCUACCACUGCUUCGGCGAAAUCGACGCCAGGUUCAACCUCAACUCAAGCUAAAACUACCAAUCCACCAUCGGCUAGCAAAUCACAAACAGCAUCCACAAAUCCAUCAUCGAAUGGACCUAUCGACCGAACAAAUAAUCCGCAGAAAACGACCACAACACCACCACCAACAUCGAGACCCGUCACAUCCUCGUCUUCAUCCUCGUCGGCUGGCGCUAGUGCUGGAGGCAGCGGUGGUACAGUCAAGGCAGUUGUCUAUGGCCUCGCACUCGGUCUCGGUGUUACGCUUGUCUAUGCUGAAUAUGACAAUGGUCCAUUCCGUCGCAAAGUUGAAUCUACGAUUCCAUUGAGUUCAACAAUUUUAGCUGGACUCGAUAAAAUCAUCGACCCUGUGUUCGGUCGUCACAAGAAAUUGACAACUAUCAUAUCCGAAAAAAUGCCGGACUUGUCAGGUGUCACUGAUCGUUUACCUGAUAAGGAACAAAUCCGCAAAGCAGGUGAACAAGUUAAAGAUGCUGCCAAUGCUGCCUAUAACAAAUUACCAGAUCAAAAACAAAUUCAAAAGGCUUCUGAACAAGCUAAAGAUGCUAUCAAUGAUGCUUAUGAUAAACUGCCCGAAUAUAAAAAAGUUAAAGGUGCUGUCACUCACGCCGCUGAUCAGGUUAAAGAUGCUGUUCACACCGUUCGCGAUGCAUUGCCCGAUCCAAAACAAGUGAAAAAAUCACUCACUCAUGCUAAAGAGCAAGUCGAAGAUGCGGCUAAAUCUGUUCGUGAUACCGUUAAAGACGCUCUUCCACAAACAAAAGGUGUAUCUGGUGAUCAAUCACGACGCGGAAAUGAUCCAGUCUUCCUAGAAGACGCCGGUGAAGUUGCUACUCCACCACCACGCAAAUGUUCAUAUGGAAUGAAAUAA
Molecule: messenger RNA, 1011 nt
Organism: Adineta ricciae
Lineage: Eukaryota; Metazoa; Rotifera; Eurotatoria; Adinetida; Adinetidae
Source: the annotation of a GenBank genome assembly